CAGCUCUCAGCUGUCAGAGAGCAGUCAGUCUGCAGUGGAGGCACAAGCAGGAUCUGUCUCUGUGUGCUGCAGCACUAGUCUAAACAUCAACGUUUAAAGGACUUUCUGUGGCUUUCUGUUUCUUCUCAGCUACAAAAACUGCAAGACAAGGAGUUAAAAAGGAAUUAAAUAACCACUAAAACUCAGGUUUUUAUUCAGUUUCUCUUCUGUUUCCUCCUUCCUGUUCUUUGUUUUCGACCAGCAGAAUCCCCAACAGCACAGACAAAGCAGAGCAUCAUCACAACAACAGCUUCUGAGGACAUCGUGGGAAUAACCUAAAAAAAACCCUGCAACCUUAAUGCAAAAUUAAGGUUGACCACGACUAGUCCUCUGUGGAUCUGCAGUGCGUGAGUGAGUGUGUGCGGAUCCCUGCCAUAUAGGGCCCCCACCACAUUGUGUGUGUGUGCGUGUGGAGGCUAAUGCCCACGGUAGUGUGGUCAGGGCCAGAGGAGGAUGGGUCCGGCUGUGGAGGCUCAGGCCCAAAAGGCCAUGGAUGCAGAGCAAAAGCAGCAGCUGCAGCAUCAGCAGUGCUACAUGCAGAAAGGGGUGAUGCUUGAGCCCUUCGUACACCAGGUGGGAGGACAUUGCUGCGUCCUGCGCUUCGGGGAACAGACCAUCUGUAAGCCCCUCAUCCCCCGCGAACAUCAGUUCUACAAGAGUCUGCCUGCUGCAAUGAGGAAGUUUACCCCCCAGUAUAGAGGUGUUGUGUCAGUAAGCUUUGAAGAGGAUGAAGAAGGGAACCUUUGCCUCAUCGCUUACCCCCUCAAGAGUGACCCUGCAGCAGAUCUGGAGAACAAGGACCCCAUGGCCGACUGCGAGCCCAAAAACGAGAUGCUCAAGUGGGGGAUGACGUCUUCGCUGCUUGUGGACAGUGAAAAUUACAGCAAAGAUGGCCGAAGCCGCCACUCUCGUAAAGACAAGGACAGAAGUGUACACAAGCUCCAGGAGGACGUGGAGCUGGAUUGGCUGCGGCAGGCCGAGGUGCUUUACUACAGACUGGACCACAGUCACAGCAACGCUGUACCGCAGCUCAAGCACAACCCCUGGAGCCUCAAAUGUCAACAGCAGCACCUGCAGAAGAUGAAGGAGAAUGCAAAGCACCGCAACCAGUACAAAUUCAUCCUGCUGGAAAACCUGACGUGGCGGCACACCAUGCCGUGUGUGUUGGACCUGAAGAUGGGCACACAACAGCAUGGAGACGACGCCUCGGAGGAGAAGAAGGCCGUAAAGAUCCGAAAGUGCCAGCAGAGUACAGCAUCCUCUAUAGGAGUCUGCCUCUCAGGCAUGCAGGUGUACCGGUCUGACACGGGCCAGCUAAUGUUCAUGAGCAAGUUCCAUGGCCGCAGGCUGACCCUGCCGGACUUCAAGGAGGCUUUGUUCCAGUUCUUUCACAGCGGACGGCGUCUACGACGUGAACUCCUGUCCCCGGUGCUGCGCAGGCUCAGAGAAAUGCUAGCAGCCUUGGAAGCCUGUGAAUCCUACCGCUUCUACUCCAGCUCCCUGCUCAUCAUCUACGAUGGAGCUUCCCACCGAAAACACACACGCCAACACACUGAGGACAGCCUCUCUGAAGAAGAAGAAGAUGAGGAUGAGGAGGAGGAGGAGGAGGACGAGGGGGUGGAGGCUGAACCAGAAAUGGAGGAGGAAGAGGAAGAGGAGGAGGAGGGGGAUGUGGGUGAAGUAGCAGGUGCACUCAGUUUUCCUCACAGCUCCUCCACGUCGAGCGAUGGCAGCGGCGGGAGCUCAGGUGACUCCCGCAGCAGCCCCGCGGUGGACGUGAGGAUGAUAGAUUUUGCCCACACCACCUGCAGACAUUUCCAGGGAGAGAGCGUGGUGUAUGAGGGCCUGGACAGCGGCUACAUGUUUGGUCUCCAGAACCUGAUCACCAUUAUCUCCGAGCUGGAGAACCACAGCACAGACUGAGGGCUGACCCCCUCUGACCUUUGGAAGAAAAGAGGACUGGACUACAGAAGGGCAGAGAGAUCUCUCCCCUCUUCAAAAUCUGAUCUUGUUGUAGCUGGCCUUUCAUUGGACCCUGUUCCUGUUUCUGCCAUCGGUGCUUCUCAAUGUUCCUGUUGUGUGUUUUCGUCUUCAGGAUAUGAAUCAGACUAUCGCGUAAUAUAGAAGAGCCAUCUGUGUGACUGAUGCAGUGAUUUACCCAUUGUCAUCAUUCUGUUUAACCCAGUUCACCGUGAGGACAAAAUAGGGGAAGGCAGCCAAUAAAAGCAGUGUUGAAGGCUCGAGACAGUAGAAAUGUUUUCCUUGUGUCCGAUUCCAAAGAAAGUAUCAGCGUUUUGCACACACAAACAUGCACUGAAACACAUUCUGUUGAAGAAGUGUGUGUUUACACUGAGGGCUAUGUGAGAGAGCAGGAGCUGUAAUGUGUAUGAGGACAGAGUCAACGGGAGGAGAGGUAGUGCGCUCACACCCUCCAUUCUCCUCUUUUUCCUGUUCAUUCUGCCAUCCUUUCCCUGUUCAUCCUCACUCAAAGAGACUAUAUUCAUAACAGUACCAGAGACAGAUGACAUAGAGUUAUUUCUUUAUUUGACAUGUUUCAUAAAAUAAACUAAAAGUUCAAAAAAUAUUGUGAAUGGAGAGUACUACAUUCCAUGUUAUUAAUGUUAUAAUAAUGAUAUGAAUUAAUAUUGUUAUUUGACAUGUUGGGAUACCUCUAUCUUGUAUGUAUGUUUUGUCCACAGUUUGUUGGGGGGAAAUUAAAGACUUGGGUUUGUGCUAACA
Morone saxatilis (striped sea-bass) is the source of this 2778-nucleotide messenger RNA. Its product is annotated as inositol hexakisphosphate kinase 2-like. Gene Ontology annotation, molecular function: inositol hexakisphosphate kinase activity. Gene Ontology annotation, biological process: phosphatidylinositol phosphate biosynthetic process; inositol phosphate biosynthetic process. Gene Ontology annotation, cellular component: cytoplasm; nucleus. The coding region runs from base 493 to 1962 and encodes 489 amino acids. The record is from RefSeq and is a predicted model, not a curated record. The transcript is spliced from 5 exons. NCBI's taxonomy places the organism in Eukaryota, Metazoa, Chordata, Actinopteri, Moronidae.